AUGGGUUUCACGACUGGUUUCCUUGGAGGGUUCACUCUCACAACCGGGGUACUCUACCUCACGAUAUAUCUUCACAAAGCGAACAGAAAUGUCCAACACACGAUAUUACAACAGUCGUCUCAGCUCCUCCACAAUGUUGUAGAACCCCCGGCGCCCAGGCCCGAUCCACCGCCAUACGAGGUCAAACGCGCCGGUCUCUCAGAACAGCUGAAGGAUCGAUGGAACAGUGAGCUCGAGAAGAUGGUGUCCCGAAUACAGACUACCGACUGGACGGAACAGCGGGAGAUCUACACAGAUAAGAUCACCAACGCAUGGAACAACCUCCGACAGACUGAGCAGGUCAAGGAGCUCGAGCAGAAGGCUAAAGAGGCUGUGGAUUCCGCGAAGGACGGAGCCAAAGACAUCGUGGACUCCGCGAAGAGCGAGACCAAGGACAAGGUCGAGGCGGCGAAGGAAAAGUCAAGGGAGCCUCGUCUGCUCGAAAUGAGAUGA
Molecule: messenger RNA, 492 nt
Organism: Cyphellophora europaea CBS 101466
Lineage: Eukaryota; Fungi; Ascomycota; Eurotiomycetes; Chaetothyriales; Cyphellophoraceae
Exons: 2
Coding region: 1-492 (163 amino acids)
Biological process (GO): cristae formation
Cellular component (GO): mitochondrial crista junction; MICOS complex
Source: RefSeq, a predicted model, not a curated record